Molecule: messenger RNA, 1614 nt
Organism: Penicillium salamii
Lineage: Eukaryota; Fungi; Ascomycota; Eurotiomycetes; Eurotiales; Aspergillaceae
Source: the annotation of a GenBank genome assembly
AUGACGCAGAAGUACCCAAUCUCUGUACCUCAUCAACUCCACACCCAAGCCAGUCUGGACCCUGACACUUUCAUCCGAGAACUUAAGAAUGACAACUUCGCACUGAUUCUUCUCAACUCCAAAACUACCAAUUCAACCAUGGCCAACGGCUUCCUCCCAUACCAUGAACCAGGAACCGUUCAAAUCCUGAUCAUUGUAUCGUUCUUUUUCUUCCUCUCGCUGGCGAAAUGGGUUUCUGCCAAGAUUAUCCAUGCUGGUAUUAUUGGCCAAAUUGCCGUGGGCAUUAUCUACGGUGUGCCUCUGGCUAAUAUCCUCGAACAUACCUGGCAGGAAACAUUCCUUGCACUGGGCUAUGUCGGAUUGAUUUUGAUUAUUUUUGAGGGCGGUCUUGGCACGCGCGUUGAUCUUCUAAAGCAGAAUUUCACUUUGAGUAUGGUCGGUGCUGCAACUGGUGUUUGUUUCCCCAUUGCAUUGUCUUACUUGCUGCUGUAUCUGGGGUUCGGAUAUGGCGCAGUGGAGACGUUCAUUAUAGGCGCGGCACUCUCAGCUACCUCUUUGGGAACCACAUUUGCCGUAAUAAGCUCCGCAUCCAGCUCCGUCAACCUAUCCGAAACCCGCGUCGGCUCCGUCCUCGUGAGCGCAGCUGUAAUCGACGAUGUCGUCGGCCUAGUAAUGCUCAGCGUAAUCGGCGACCUAGGCAAACUCACACCAAACACAAACCUAGGCUGGCUAAUUGGCCGACCAAUAGUCGCCUCCGUCGGAAUGGCCAUAACAACACCAAUCGUGACAAAAUGGAUCUUCGCCCCCAUAUUCCGGAAAUACAUUGAAUACCAUUUCGCCCGCUUCGACCACAUUUCAAAUAUCAUCCUCAUGAUCCUGGUUCUAUCUGCUUUUAUUGCCAUAGCGGGAUUCACUGGGACGUCUGUGUUAUUUGGUGCGUUCUUGGCUGGUGUGUUCAUGACUUAUAUUCCGAGUAAGAGGCCUGAGGGACCUUUUGUUGUUAUGAGUCGGGAACAGGGUGAGAGGGAGGAUGACAAGAGUCCUACGUUUGUGCAUACUUUUGAGAAGUAUUUUCUUGAUCCGCAGGAGUAUUUGAUGGAACCUUUGUUCUUUUCGAGUAUUGGGUUUGCGAUUCCCUUUUUGGAUCUUUGGACUGGGGAGCGGAUUUGGAGGGGCAUUGUUUAUACCCUUCUUAUGGCUUUUGCGAAGUGUAUUGUUGGCAUCUGGGUGCCGAUAUGGCAACUUACUAUGGGGAACAAGUCGCAGAAGCAGGCAAAGGGUGAAAAGAAACGGAAGCCAAGUCAUGAGGAGCAGAUUGUGCGGAGAGAUCAGUGGAGACGGGCUUGGCUUGCUGCUGCACUCUUGGGAUCUGCUAUGGUGGCCCGUGGGGAGAUUGGUCUUUUGAUCAUUGAGAUCGGACAUAAUGAGACUCCGUACGUGAGUGAUGAGGGCUUUAUCACGGGUGUCUGGGCUAUUCUGCUGAACACCAUCAUCGGCCCGGUUACUGUUGGUCUUAUGGUUCGGUUCUAUGGCAGCAAGCUUGAGGAGGGGGAUUGGGGAUUGCAAAGUCCUUUGCCUGUUGAAAGCCAGGAGAUAGGCCAUGGGGCUGUAUGA